AUGAUCAAUGAUAGCUACUUUGGUGGUUUUAUACUCCUUGGUUUCCCUGGGCAGCCUCAACUGGAGAUGAUCGUCUCUGGGGUUGUCUUUUUCUUCUACACUAUUGCCUUGAUAGGAAAUAUCGCCAUCAUCCUGCUGCCGUUACUAGAUGAACGUCUCCAAAUUCCUAUGUACUUCUUCCUUAGAAAUUUGGCCAUCUUGGAUCUCUGUUAUACCACAAAUAUAGUCCCACAGAUGUUGGUCAAUGUUUGGGGUAAAGACAAAAAAAUCUCUUUCAGUGGCUGUGCCUUUCAACUUUUCAUUGAUGUGACAUUAUGCACAGUUGAAUGCAUGCUCCUGGCUGUGAUGUCCUAUGACAGAUACAAUGCUGUCUGCAAACCUCUACAUUAUAUGACAAUAAUGAACCCUCAACUCUGUCAAGGCCUAGUGACCAUAACCUGGAUAAUUGGUAUCAUUAAUUGCAUGAUACUCUCUCCCUAUGCUAUGAGUCUUCCUCGAUGUGAAAACCACCACCUGGAUCACUAUUUCUGUGAGAUAUCUGCAAUGGUCAAAAUUGCAUGUGUGGACACCACAGUCAUGGAAGAAAUAUUAUUUGCAUUGUGUUUUUUUAUUUUCCUCCCACCACUUCUUCUCAUUCUGGUUUCAUAUGGCCUCAUUGCUGUAGCUGUGCUCAAGAUCAAGUCUGCAGCCGGGAGACAAAAAGCAUUUGGGACCUGUUCCUCCCAUCUCAUUGUGGUAUCCAUCUUCUAUGGGACUGUUAUCUACAUGUACAUCCAACCAGGAAACAGUCCAUCUCAGGAUGAGGGUAAACUGCUCAGUAUCUUUUAUUCCAUUGUUACUCCCAGCUUGAACCCACUGAUCUAUACACUAAGGAAUAAGGAGUUCAAGGGGGCCAUGAAGAGGUUGAUUAGGAAAGAAAAACUUUCUAGAGAAACAAUAGGACACUAA
Cervus elaphus (red deer) is the source of this 948-nucleotide messenger RNA. Its product is annotated as olfactory receptor 2W1-like. Gene Ontology annotation, biological process: G protein-coupled receptor signaling pathway. The record is from RefSeq and is a predicted model, not a curated record. The transcript has a single exon. NCBI's taxonomy places the organism in Eukaryota, Metazoa, Chordata, Mammalia, Artiodactyla, Cervidae. Gene Ontology annotation, cellular component: membrane. The coding region runs from base 1 to 948 and encodes 315 amino acids. Gene Ontology annotation, molecular function: G protein-coupled receptor activity; olfactory receptor activity.